AUGCUUAUCUAUAUAUUUAGCUUUCUUGAUCGUGUGAACAUUGGAAAUGCCCGACUGUAUGGACUUGAGAAGGAUCUGAAGCUUGUUGGCAAUCAGUACCAGAUUAUAGUCUCAAUCCUUUUCGCGACAUAUAUCAGUGUCGAGCUGCCAUCUAACUGGGUCAUCAAGAAGAUUCGCCCAUCAAGGUGGAUUGCUUUCAUCACCGUCAGCUGGGGCCUCGUUGCCACGUUUUCUGGCUUUACUCAAAAUUUUGGCGGGAUGCUGGCUUGCCGUAUCCUCCUAGGAGCUUUUGAGGGCGGAUUGUGGCCGGGACUUGUAACUUAUCUCACUUUUUUCUACACCAGGCGCGACAUUGCGCUACGCAUCGCGGUUUUGUUUGCUUGUUCUGCCCUUGCUGGCGCUUGCGGUGGUUUGCUUGCCUUCGGCAUUGGUUUCUUGGACAGCAGAGCGGGAUUUUCCGGCUGGAGAUGGAUCAUGAUCCUUGAGGGAGUCCCUACAGUGGUUUUUGGUAUCUUGGCCUGGUUCAUUCUCGCCGAUGAGCCGUCGGUGGCCUAUUACCUGAACGAGGAGGAACGAGCUCUGGUUCAGAUUCGCCUAGACCGACAGCCAGGUUUGACUGCAUCGGCAAAGGAAUUCCAUUGGAAAGACGUUCGUGAAGCCUUCUCUGACUGGAAGAUCUGGACUUUCUCUUUCGCCCAGUUUGGUGUUGAUGUUAUGCUUUAUGCAUUCUCGAUAUUCCUACCGACUAUUAUAAGGGGCAUCAACGCACAAUUCUCUUCGGCAGUUGUGCAAGUCCUCACAAUCCCUUGCUAUCUGCUUGGUGCUGUGACGUAUCUGGGCGUGGGCUACCUGUCUGAUAGGUACCAAAGGCGUGGUAUCUGGGUUGUAACAAUGGGCACAGUUUCGGUCUGCGGUUACAUUAUGCUGCUUUCCAAUGGCGGUGUGGCCGUGAACUAUGCGGGUUGCUUCUUCGUGGCGUGUGGGUUGUAUGUCGUCGUCGGUUUGCCUCUGGCAUGGCUUCCGACCAAUGUUCCUCGAUACGGGAAACGCACGACAACGAUUGCUAUGCAAGCAACUAUUGGAAACAGCGCGGGUAUCAUGUCAAGUUUUCUCUACCCAAACGCAGAAGGCCCUCGCUAUACCAAGGGGCAUGCAAUUUCUCUAGCGAUGGGGGCAUUUGGGGUUAUCUCAUUUGGUAUGGUUUGGGCGUUUUACAUUUACGAAAAUAAGCAAAGGGUGAGCGGCAAGAGGGAAUCGCAAACCGAGGGUUUGACUGAGGAAGAAGUCAACGAACUGGGCGACAAGAGCCCACGGUUCAUCUACGUGACCUAA
Clonostachys solani is the source of this 1332-nucleotide messenger RNA. The record is from the annotation of a GenBank genome assembly. Lineage: Eukaryota; Fungi; Ascomycota; Sordariomycetes; Hypocreales; Bionectriaceae.